Cooperia oncophora is the source of this 300-nucleotide messenger RNA. Lineage: Eukaryota; Metazoa; Nematoda; Chromadorea; Rhabditida; Trichostrongylidae. The record is from the annotation of a GenBank genome assembly.
UUGAAAAAUGUACAGGAAUCGCCAUAUUUUCGUCAGCUAAGGUCUCAACGUUUCAGGAAAGACUACUACCAAGUUUUGGGUUUGCAGCGGGAUGCGACUCAACGUCAAAUAAAAAACGCCUACUAUCAGCUAUCGAAGAAGUACCAUCCAGAUGUCGCUGGGCGAAACGCUGGCACAGAGUCGAAAUUCAUUGAAAUAACGGAGGCGUAUGAAUGCCUGAAGGAUCCUGAGAGGAGAAGGAUCUACGAUGGUAGCUCAGUUGGACGAGGAGGGCGCUACACAGAGACGUCGUCUGACUUC